GCUCCCUGCAGCAAAAGGCCAUUUCCAUCAAAAGCAGUUCAGUUCAAUCCCACUUCCCGUUGCAUACACCACAUCAUCUCCUUCUCCAAAGAUGGCCGGACGCAUGGCGCUUGCGGUGGUCCUGCUGACCGCGGCGGCUGCCGCGGCGGCGGCGCAGUCGGCGUCGAACGUGCGCGCCACCUACAACUACUACAGCCCGGAGAAGAUCAACUGGGACCUCAACGCUGCCAGCGCCUACUGCGCCACCUGGGACGCCGGCAUGUCGUACGCCUGGCGCUCCAAGUACGGCUGGACGGCCUUCUGCGGCCCCGCCGGGCCGACCGGCCAGGCGUCCUGCGGCAAGUGCCUCCUGGUGACGAACACGGCGACCGGCGCGCAGAUCACGGCGAGGAUCGUCGACCAGUGUAGCAACGGCGGGCUGGACCUGGACUUCGACACGGUGUUCAGCAAGAUCGACACCGACGGGCAGGGCGUGGCCCAGGGCCACCUCACCGUCAGCUACCAGUUCGUUGACUGCGGCGACAACUAAGUGAUUAAUUAACUGGUGCUCAGGCGCUAUGGAAAAUAAGAAGCUGCAAAUAAAAGUACUACUAAUGUGCUACUUGCAUUGAUGCACUUCGUAAUAAAUAAAGUGGAAUGAAUUGGACGUGA
Aegilops tauschii subsp. strangulata is the source of this 651-nucleotide messenger RNA. Its product is annotated as pathogenesis-related protein PR-4. Gene Ontology annotation, biological process: defense response to fungus; defense response to bacterium. Gene Ontology annotation, molecular function: RNA nuclease activity. NCBI's taxonomy places the organism in Eukaryota, Viridiplantae, Streptophyta, Magnoliopsida, Poales, Poaceae. The record is from RefSeq and is a predicted model, not a curated record.